UCGCCUUCGAGCAGGUCAAUACAGACAGCGAAAUCUCCAUCGCUCGAGCGAUCGCCCUCGAUUCUACCAUCCUCGAACUCCUCAUCGUCGUACAACUCGGCCACAUUGCCGUCGUCGCGGAAAACACGUGCGCCAGCCUCUCUGCCGCCCUCGGUCGAUUUUCUACACCUGUCGUCAUCCACGUGUAAACCGAAGAAAGAAGGGUCAUCCUCACCGAGUACACCUGGCCACCAACCUAGUCAACCAUCGUCAAGCUCGUCUAACGUCUGUGACAUUUGCAGUUCCUACGGGCAUCCGUGGAUCGAAAUUUGCAAGGCGAUACGAGCCACUAAAGGCAAAUAAUUUUUCUUUUUCUUUUCGUGAAUGUGUGUGUGUGUGUCCCGAAAUACGUGUGUCGUCAACUUCAAACGACUGUAACGCGGCUUACAACGCGGCAGAAUUUAUACCGAUACGUUAUUUCAAUCUCCAACGCCACACUCCUAAACGUCCCGAUCCCUUUUCCAUCGUCCCACUCCUUCCUCCGAAUCUCCCCCGUUAUUAAAUACUGAUACUUCGAAUGUUGUUUUCUUUUUCUUUCUUUCUUUCUUUCUUUUUUUUUUUCAUUUUUGUUCUCGUCAAACAAAGAUCCGAGUGCGUGAUAUUUUUGCGUUUCGCAUACUAGUUCUUCCCCACUCCGGUACGAUUUACUUUCAGUCUCUUUCUUCCAUACAACGAUAUGGAUGCAUUUACGAAUAGUACGGUAGUAUUUAUUGAGUGUCCUUAAACGGACACGACUAGCAAGUUGUGAGUUUUCCGUAGGAGCAUAUACUGGUCCCUUUUGUUAUUGACUUUUUAACGAAACAGUAACAUUACUCUACGAAGAAAAGCAUUAUUUCUGCUUAACGAAUGAAUUUAAUAAAUGAAUGUCUCACUUGUGUAUUAUAUACUAUGACAAUUUAAUAAAAUAGAAUAAAGAAAGAAAGAAUUAGCGGAAUUAUUUAUAGGUUUAGGAUAUCCCGAUAGCGGAAUCCGAACGAUCGGGGAAACGUGAUCGAACCUGUCCCCGCGACGAGAUGUUUUCGAUCGAAACACGCGACACCGACACUUUUUCUGUUCCUUGUUUUCUAUGCUCAAUUAUCCAACGAAAGCUACUCGUUGGUAGAAUAACGUAAUACGAUACUUUGAACGACCGAUUGUCGUCACGUUUUCGAAGGUUUUCUUAAAAACAUUUUUUAUGGCUAUCGAGCUUACAAAUACAUCGCCAAAAAAAAAAGAGUUCUACCUACUGAAUUUAUCCGAAUCGGUGAUCUUAGCAAUUAUUCAAUCAAAAGUUUGAUGACGAUUGUCGAAUCAUUAUUAUCAAAGGCACGUAGAAAUAAAAUAGAAGUAAAAUAGAAGUAAACUUGUACGAAAAGAAGGUGGAAAUACUUUCUCACGAACGCCAUCAGUAUUCUCACUAAUAUGUACACUCCCCGAGUAAUUUUAAUUGCGUUAAGUAAAACAUUUCAUUGCUAGUAUAACGUUAUUCGAACGCUACGUUAUGGUAACACUUUAGACGUACGAUACUGUUCAUUCGGACUAAGAUUAUAAGAGAUUUUUACGGAGGCAAAUUUGCGCGGUAUGGAGACUGAUCGCUGAAUGGGCGCGAAUUUCAAAGUGAGCGUCUUCGAUCACGUGGAUGCGCGCGCAUCCUUCGAGAGACCAGCCCACCUUCAAUUCCAGCUGGGUCCUACCUAACCUAGCAAACUUGUGACACACGAUUCGUAAACUUACAAACUUAAAAGCAAUUACUAUGUAUAAUUCGUGUAUAAGUGUAACUCGUGAUUUAUAAGAAUUGUCACAUUCUUUUUCGAAAAGGAGACGACAUAAUAAAAUAGAUGCGAAAAAUUAGUAUACGUGUACUGUUUUACACCAUUUGAUAUUUACGAGUAUAUUAGGGUUUGAAAUGUUCAUAACUGUAAAGUAAACAAGUGAUAAACAUGCGAUUUGUUAUCAGUUUUACUAACAUCAAAUACUGCAGAAAACAAUUUGCAAUGAGCCUCAGCACAAUGGCAAACCCGUUAAUUGCGGUGUGUCAAAUGACGUCGACAAACGAUAAAGAAAAAAAUUUACAAACUGUACGCGAGCUUGCUGCAAAAGCUAAAUCUCGAUCUGCUUGCAUUGCAUUUUUUCCCGAAGCAUGCGAUUACUUAGCUGAUAAUAAGAAGGAUACGAUAGCUAUGGCGCAACCCUUAAGUGGACCAACUGUAACAUCUUACAAAGACAUUGCAAAAACUAACAAGAUUUGGCUAUCGUUAGGUGGAUUGCACGAAGCGUUACCCGAUAACGAACACCGAAUAAGUAAUACUCACGUUGUAAUAAAUAGCGAGGGCGAAAUUGUCGGUACUUAUCGUAAAGCCCAUUUGUUCGACAUGGACAAUAAAAACACGGGAGUUCGAUUAAUGGAAUCGGAUUAUGUCUUACCAGGAGAAAGAAUUGAGCCGCCUAUAACAACGCCGAUUGGCAAAUUAGCGCUUAGUAUUUGUUACGAUAUGCGCUUCCCUGAAUUAUCUCUUACAUUGAGGAACAUGGGAGCGCAAAUUUUAACGUACCCAUCAGCGUUUACGUACCAAACAGGUGCUGCACAUUGGGAAAUAAUACUACGUGCUCGGGCAAUAGAAACACAGUGUUAUGUUGUAGCUGCAGCUCAAACUGGUGCGCACAACAAGAAAAGAGUUAGUUGGGGUCAUGCUAUGGUUAUAGAUCCGUGGGGAACAAUAUUAGCGCAAUGUAGCGAUAAAACUGACAUAGCUCUAGCGGAAAUUGAUUUGAAUCAUAUGCAACAAAUUCGAGAGAAUAUGCCAUGCGAAAAUCAUCGUAGAACAGAUUUAUAUCCCAAGAUGGAAUCGUUAAAAUAGCCAUCUUAGAUAUCGUGUAAAUACUAAGUAUACGCGCAGCUAUACAUAACCUCUCUUAUAUUUAAUAUAUAUACAAGUGUUUAUUCCAGGGUAUUAGUAACUAGAUAACAAUAAAAAUUAUUUGUUAUCCAUUUUUUUUAAUAUUUUGUAUAUACAGCAUUUAUAAACUAUUAUAAAUA
This is a messenger RNA of Hylaeus volcanicus, 3055 nucleotides long. RefSeq names its product deaminated glutathione amidase (gene NitFhit). Gene Ontology annotation, biological process: nucleobase-containing compound metabolic process. The record is from RefSeq and is a predicted model, not a curated record. NCBI's taxonomy places the organism in Eukaryota, Metazoa, Arthropoda, Insecta, Hymenoptera, Colletidae. The transcript has 6 exons. Gene Ontology annotation, molecular function: hydrolase activity, acting on carbon-nitrogen (but not peptide) bonds, in linear amides; bis(5'-adenosyl)-triphosphatase activity. Bases 1959 to 2876 code for a protein of 305 amino acids.